Messenger RNA from Aedes aegypti (yellow fever mosquito), 2833 nucleotides. RefSeq lists its product as uncharacterized. The transcript has 2 exons. Gene Ontology annotation, molecular function: nucleic acid binding. NCBI's taxonomy places the organism in Eukaryota, Metazoa, Arthropoda, Insecta, Diptera, Culicidae. The record is from RefSeq and is a predicted model, not a curated record. The coding region runs from base 720 to 1778 and encodes 352 amino acids.
GGUGUGAAGAACCCACUGAACUGGUUGCACGGUUUAGCUCAAUUGCUUGUCUAGAUCGAUACGAUAUCAUUGGAUAACUGGGAAGCUAGGGUAUGUAUAGGUGGAAGCUAUAAUCAAAACAAACCUUAGAAGGAAAACAAUAGUGUGGAUUAUUUCGAAGUUGAAGUUAAAACUAUAUUUUUCUGAAAUUAAAUAAAAUUAUACUGUUCUAUUGAAAAUAGUGGAAUAAUACGGUAGUUACAGUGUAUCUAGUAGUGGAAUAGGAGCUGACUGGUAAAAUAGGUGAAUUUAUUGAUCGUUCAUUAUAACAUAACGGUUUUGCUAGCAGGUUGUGCACCGACAAGGUCCCAGUUAAUACGCUACGUAAUUACUGUAUUUAGAAUUACCAUCUAAUUGAAAAGAACUAGUACCGUAACGAACCGUGGUAGACGGCUGAUCGAAUUCUCAUUGCAAGAGGAACAACAGGAGAAACUAUCUUGUAAGUCAGAACAAAAUUUGUAAUAAUGUACUUAUUAUAUGACCAUAUUAAAAUUGCAGUUUUGAGCUGCUUGUAAGCUGCUACGAGACGUUAGUGUAUUCCGCCGAACUCCGAACAUAUGCCGUCUGAAUGUAAAUAAAACAAAUCGAUCAUAUAGUAGUGUUUUCUUUCGGACAGCUUUUGGAUUGCAUUCAAACUAAAUAAAUAUUUAAAGUAAGUUCGAAAACGAAAAUAUUUCAGAAUGAGCAACGUUAUCAUCAGCAACAUUCAACGGAAGCACGCAAGCCCGAAUACAGUGUACCACGCUCUCUACGGACACUACUUUCUCGGUAUUUCAAGAAAGGAUCUGGCUCUUAUUUACGGAAAGGCUUUGUCAACCAUCUGCAAGUGGAUUUCAAAAUACGAGGAACAUGGAUAUUUCACCCGUAAACAGCGCGACCAGGUAUACAAAAAAUUUGGAUCGGUCAUGCGCCAGUGGGUCAUUGAUUUGUAUCGGAAGGAGCCGGUACUCUUCCUGGAAGAAGCCAAACACAAGUUUCAACUGCACUUCCAUCAAACCAUCAGCGUAUCAUCAAUCUGGGUGAUUCUUCAUGAGGCAGGGUUUUCAUGGAAGUCCAUCGAGCGUCGAGCAAUCCAGAUUCGGGAUGAUGAAAUUAUCCGUUUUGUGAAAGAAUUGUUAUCUAUUCAGUGGGAUUUAUACAAUCUUGUGUUCCUCGACGAGGUAGCUUUCGACAAUCGAGACAUGCUUCGAAACAAAGGAUACGGCGUUGUUGGACAGAAAAUUAUUUACCGAGGAGAAUUCUGUAGAAAACCUCGGGUAUCUUUUCUUUGUUUUUUGGGGCUAAAUGGCAUUGUUGAAAGUUUUUGGACAGAGGGAACCUUCAAUAGGACGAAAUUCUUCGAUUGCUGCAGGAAAUUUGCUUUGACAAACCCGCAUGUCCAACAAUACCCAGGAUUCCAUUCCGUUUGGAUUAUGGAUGGCGCAAAAAUCCAUUGCGACCCGAAUAUAAUUCGAUACCUACGCUCAAUUGGGAUUAUUCCAAUAUUUCUUCCUCCGUAUUGCCCGUUUUUUAACCCGAUCGAAGUAGUUUUUGGGUUGAUGAAACAGUUUCUCAGGAAACAUCAUCAUGAAAACUCUCCAAUUUUGAGAGACGUUUGUGGAACAGUCGAUAGAUUUAAAACCUUUUCGACAAAACACAUUUUCGAGCAUUGUGGAUACUUUGGGGGUGGAGUUUUCCUACCUGAAAAAGGAUUGGGUCAAGAUCCGAAAGAUAUGGAUUUCAAUAUCAUGCCGUAUUGAUUCAGUUUUAGAUACAUGAUCGUUCAUAUUGGUUUAUUUCACAGUCAACAGAAUAAAAUUGAUUUUAAAACAAAACAAAACUUCAAUUUCUUGCCAAAUCGUUCAUAUAGGUUUAUUUCAUAGUCAACAGAAUAAAAUUGAUUUAAAAACAAAACAAAACUUCAAUUUCUUGCCAAAAAACAACAAACGGGAAUUAAUUUCCAAGUCCAAAUCUCUCAAGCAUGGUCUGUAUCAUCGCAGUCCCCAACCCUAGAUGCAAGAAUUUUACUAAGAUCCGAUUCCACAGGCUGUAAUGUUGAUUCUAUAGCAUCAAACACCUCAGAUCCAGUUGAACCUCUCGCUUUCAUCGCACUUAGUCUGUUCGAUACUCCUUGUAAAAUGUUGAGAGCCAAUGAUACAUCUUUCUCCAGAUCCGCUACCUCCUUUGUCCAUCCAGUAUUUACAACAUUGGCCACGACCAUCCCUCGAUGCAUAGCUUGUAGUCUCGCUGAUUCAGAUACUGCUGCCCAGCGAAAAUAUUUUGCCAGCUCAAGAGGAGGGGCACUGGCAAGCUUCAGACGAUCACGUUCGUGUGCUGGUGAUGAGUUUACGUAAUUCGUCCACAGCAGCCAGGAGCUGAAAUGUCCUUCGAUGUCCGGAUGUGACGCGCAGAGUUCACUAGCAAGUGAGGAAUCAUCACGCGUGGAAGUGGCACCUGAACGAUCGGGAUUUUGUGGGGAAAUCAGCACGCGCUGAAGUUUUUGGUGCUGUGUAUUCGUUUCCACAUUUAGGGAAUACACGUACACAAAGAUUUUUAAAACUCUUCCUCGCCACAAACGUAACACUCGAGGUGUGAUACUAGCGAUAGAGUAGAGUUUUUUUUUGGUUUGGUCCUGGAGCAUCACGAACUCACCGAUGUCUUCAAAAUCCGGAUGUUCUUUGUCGCACCACGACGGUACCUCAUCUUCGAAUUGCACUUUGCGAUUAACAUGGUGUUUUGCGGUGCUCCAAAUACAUCGUAGUACAUCAUCCACGGAAUCGCCGAAGAUAUCUCUUGAAGACAUUUGCCCGGUACG